This is a messenger RNA of Nicotiana tabacum (common tobacco), 1793 nucleotides long. Lineage: Eukaryota; Viridiplantae; Streptophyta; Magnoliopsida; Solanales; Solanaceae. The record is from RefSeq and is a predicted model, not a curated record.
CAAAUUUGAAAGUUGCACUUUUGGGGUUUUUAUUGGAGUCUCUGUGAGUAUUAUGUUCUCUGUGCAGAUUGUAGUUUUAUGUUUCUUAGCUAAGUAAAUUCAAGUGGAUAUCAUUUUGGUCUGAGUUCUUUUGGUGGAAUGUCAUUAGAAGACCAUUCUUCUUACCAUUACCCUUCAAAUAGAAGAGACCAUUGUUCUAAUUUCCUUUUUUUUUUCCGGUGAAAUAAAGUUAUUUUUAUUAAUACUAGCAUCCAGAAGAUGCAUAAUUACAGAAGUGUUGGCGGCUCCUAUGCAAAACUCGGGGAACCAAAAAAACAGAUUCACAUCAGUUACAUCCCUGUGUUUACUCCCAAAAAAUAAAAAGGUUCAAUUGCAUUCCAUUGCUCUAAUUUCACGUGGUUUAACCUCCAUUGACCACCAUGCUGGUGUCAAAAGCAUGUGCAAGUUGUUCAUUUACUCGACCCUAGUUACCCACAGAAAUUUGCCAACUAGUAUACAACAUGGUAGUAUACAUAAAAAAUACAAGUGAAAUGAAAAAUGAUCUUUUAAUUCUUUCUUCAUCAUUGCCGCUAUCAUGUAACAGUUAUUUAAUUGUUAUUGCUUUCAUCAAGUAUGUGAAUCCCACCUAUCGAUAAAAUACUUGUGACAUGGGUUUAUAUGGGAAAGGAUCAAAGCCUAUCUGGAUCAUCUGUAUAUUAGCCCGUGAACAGAGGAAACUGAAUGCUCGGGAUUUUAUGGCUUAUCAAGUUUCUUUCUGUCCUACUAGAUACUUUAGUUAUUCAGUCUUUUAAAGUCCUAAGAAACACCUUGGUUCUCAUAAUUUAUUUCUCUUUCUCCUUAAUUUGUGGCAUUUCCAACUAAAAGGCGGUCUGAUAGUUUCUGUUGACCUGCCUUUUGAUGCUCUGGAUUUUGUUUUUCCAUGUACAUUCCCUUGCAUGGAUGAAAUUUCUUCAUAAUGUGGUGGUUGAAAAAAUUUCACUGAUGCCCACCUCUUUCUUUCUCUUUUUGUUGGUUGCAGGGGAUGGCUGUGCUACGGCUUUGCACUAUUGCUCACCUUUUUUGCUGUCUUUUUGGUAAUUACUCGCUGUUUUAGUCAAGGCAAGACAGUUGAUGAACUAAAAGUAAUAACUCCACCUCCAAUGAAUGCCAUGGAGCAACUUUUGGCUGUUCAAACUGCAAUAUCUCAAGCUGAAGAAGUGAUCCAGGACGGAAACAUCGUUCUUCUCAAGUUCCGCGCUUUACUUUUGUCCAUCUUCCCACAGGCAAGCGAGAAGUUAGUGGGUGCUCUUUUGGUCUCGGCACUAGUUUUGGCAUUCGUACCUUCGAGAUACAUAAUCCUUAUGAGUUUCCUGGAACUCUUCACAAGAUACUCACCUCUUCGGAAAGCAAGCACAGAAAGAUGGAGUAGGAGACUAAGGGAGUGGUGGUUCAGUAUCCCGGCAGCUCCUGUAGUUCUUGAAAGAGCCAAAGAAGACAAAAAGAAGAGAUGAUGAAGUUUUUUGUACAUAAACAAAUAUCCAUCAUCCUAGAGAGUCUCCUGUGACUGUAAAUUUGUGUUAUAUGAGAAAGUAAUUAAAGAAGAAAUCAGAUUGGCCUUGAGGUCUCCAUUAAUGUCUGCUGUUGGUUAUGUAUCAUUGCCUCUGGGGAUUGGAAACUCGGUCUGUUGUACCCUACUGACCAUUUAAAUACUGUAUUGCUUUGUCCAAUCUUCCAAGGGAAAUAGCAAUGACUUAUUGUAGAAAUCAAUGAUGCUGCUUUUAAUGAAAUCCAUAGCUUGUCUUGUUCAAGGUAAA